AUGAGACAGACGAAUCAGACACGGGUGACAGAGUUCCUCCUUCUGGGACUCUCUGAUGACCAACACACCCAGCAACUGCUCUUUAUCUUAUUCCUGGGUGUCUACCUGGUCACUGUACUUGGAAAUCUGCUUCUCAUAUUCCUUGUUCAGGUUGACUUCCAGCUUCACACACCCAUGUAUUUUUUCCUCUACAAUUUAUCUCUGGCUGACCUCUUUUUCUCUACCAACAUCAUUCCUCAGGCCCUAGUCCACCUGCUCUCUAGGAAGAAAGUCAUUUCAUUCACACGCUGUGCAAUACAGCUUCUGCUCGUCCUCAUUUUUGGGUGCACACAGUGUGCCCUUUUGGCAGUGAUGUCCUAUGAUCGGUACGUGGCUAUCUGCAACCCUUUGCAUUACCCCAGCAUCAUGACUUGGAGGGUGUGCAUUCAGCUGGCCACAGGAUCGUGGACCAGCGGCAUUCUGGUAUCUGUGGUGGACGCCACCUUCACACUGAGGCUACCCUACCGAGGCAGCAGUCACAUUGCUCAUUUCUUCUGUGAGGCCCCCGCACUGCUGAUCCUGGCCUCCACAGACACCCGCACUUCAGAAUUAGCCAUUUUCUUCAUGGGAGUUGUGAUUCUCCUCAUCCCUGUUUCCUUAAUUCUGGUCUCCUAUGGCCGCAUCAUCGUAACUGUGGUCAGGAUGAAGUCAGCUGCAGGAAGGCUCAAGGCAUUCUCAACCUGUGGCUCCCACCUCAUUGUAGUCAUCAUUUUUUAUGGGUCAGCAAUUGUCACUUACAUGACACCAAAGUCUUCCAAAGAACAGAAAGAGCUGGUAUCUGUGUUCUACGCGAUGGUGACCCCCCAUGCUUAAUCCUGUCAUCUACAGUCUGAGAAACAAGGAUGUGAGGGGAGCUCUGAGGAAAGUGGCCCCCAGGAACUUCCCAUGCAGGCUUGGAAUUUUC
Camelus dromedarius (Arabian camel) is the source of this 943-nucleotide messenger RNA. Its product is annotated as olfactory receptor 2D2. Gene Ontology annotation, cellular component: plasma membrane. Lineage: Eukaryota; Metazoa; Chordata; Mammalia; Artiodactyla; Camelidae. The record is from RefSeq and is a predicted model, not a curated record. The transcript has a single exon. Gene Ontology annotation, biological process: detection of chemical stimulus involved in sensory perception of smell; G protein-coupled receptor signaling pathway. Bases 1 to 852 code for a protein of 283 amino acids. Gene Ontology annotation, molecular function: olfactory receptor activity; G protein-coupled receptor activity.